Molecule: messenger RNA, 1514 nt
Organism: Drosophila innubila
Lineage: Eukaryota; Metazoa; Arthropoda; Insecta; Diptera; Drosophilidae
Gene: PGRP-LE
Product: peptidoglycan-recognition protein LE
Exons: 6
Coding region: 240-1349 (369 amino acids)
Biological process (GO): peptidoglycan catabolic process
Molecular function (GO): N-acetylmuramoyl-L-alanine amidase activity; zinc ion binding
Source: RefSeq, a predicted model, not a curated record
UGCAAUAUCGGUUAACAGCAUACUAGUCCUUUAAUGACGAUCGCUUUGUUUUGCUUUUGCACAGUAUUUGUGAAAUUAUGUGAAACGACUAAACAUUGUUAUUUUUAGCUUCUAUUGUAAAUCACAGAUGAAUGUGAAUCCCAACUGUCCUUGCUGCAUAUAUUCACCAUACCAAAUUCGCUGACCACAGUAUCUUAUCAAUAUUGUGGGAAACUUAUCAAAUAACUACGAAUCAAUAUAUGUAUAAAGGGGAAAAAGUGUUAAAAGGAAAAGAAAUGUCCAAUAUGCCAAUAUUGACAGCGGCGCAGGAGCGCACUCGAGAAUGGCUGGAAUCCCAGGAGGAUGAGCUGGAAUCGAUUGCGGAGUCAUCGGUGGUCGAUAGCUUGGAUGAUUAUAAAUACAGUGAGCACACGUUCACCGAACUAGAAGACAAUGAUGAUGAUGAUGAUGAUGACGACGCUGGCGAAGAAGUCAGCACCAUGGCACUGGGCACACGAAUGGGCGAUAGCAAAGGCUCCAUCAUAAGAGACACACUGCGCGAUCUGAUCAACUCUAUCAACAGCAUUCAAACGGUGGGCAAUGUGAACAUCAGCAAUUCCACCAACGUUCACAUUGGCAAUGUCACCAACAUCAACGGCAACAUACAGAUCAUCGCUGAGACCCCUGCAGCAUCACGUCCCCGCAACACACAUCGUCGAGUGCGUCGAAAGGUGUCACCGGUGAAUAAGCCAGAUCCGGAACAGAACCAUGAGGAACAGGAGCUGGAUGAGUCCGAGGAACGUGUCAGUGCCAAUGUUUUUAUCAGUAGCCAAAAAUUCAAAUUACCCAAAGAGCUAUGUUCCAUAGUGCCCCGACACUCCUGGCUAGCCCAAAAGCCCAUGGAGGAUCCCGUAAAACUAGAGCUGCCCGUUAAAUAUGUAGUCAUAUUACACACUGCCACCGAGAGCUCCGAGAAAAGAGCCAUAAAUGUGCGAUUAAUCCGCGACAUUCAGUCCUUUCAUAUCGAGGGUCGUGGCUGGAAUGACAUUGCAUAUAAUUUUCUUAUCGGCUGCGAUGGCAAUGUAUACGAGGGUCGUGGCUGGGAAACUGUGGGAGCACACACCCUGGGCUAUAAUAAAAAAGCCCUGGGUUUUGGUUUCAUUGGAUGCUUUAUGCGUGAGUUGCCCACAACGGAUGCGCUUAAUAUGUGCCGGAAUCUGUUGGCGCGCGGCGUCGAGGACGGUCAUAUAAGUCCAGAUUACCGGCUAAUUUGUCACUGCCAAUGCAAUUCGACCGAGAGUCCGGGUCGUCGACUGUUUGAGGAGAUCCAAACCUGGCCACAUUUCUAUAAUAUCGCUCAGGAAGAUUAACAGAUGCGAUUUACAUGACAUUUCGAACUGAAGUUCGUUAAAUAUAAAUUGGUGAUUGUCCUGGACAAAUAUUGGCUUUAGUAUUUAAUAAUUUGUUGUUACCAUUUUUUUGUGUCUUUAUAUAAAUAUAUAAAUAUACUGGCAACAGUAUAACAAUUUCAUGCA